UUUUUCGGCGAUCAUUCAGGGGGUCUGUGACGACUCAAUAGCCCCCAUACCACGUGAGAAGGGGGAUACAGCUCUUUAAAAACCAGACCACGUGUGGCCGGACUGAAAAGUUUUUAUAACUAAUUGCAGUGGGAAGUUCUGGUGGUGCUGGCUGAGGGGUGUGUGAUAGAGUUUCUAAGGAAGUGGGCAGGCUAACUGUGUGAAAGAGUGACAGAGUGAAGGGAAAAGUGUAAUAAAAAGGGGGAUUGGCUCAUAUUUACGUUUUUUUCUCUCUUCCUUUGCCACUCUCUUUAGUGGCCAAGGGACUUGUCAGUUAAACAAUUCCACUAAAAGAUUUGUUUAAAAUAAAAUAUAUAGAUAUCCGUUAUGGCACUUUGUUCCUUGACAAUUUAUGUGGAGCGCCAAGUCUUGUCACAUCUUUCGGUUGGCCGCUGUGAAGAUUGAGUAAGCCUCCUAGAGUUCAGUAGCAAACACAAAGAAACGGGCCGCUGAGAUCAUUGCACAUACUUUUAAAGAAACAUUUCUAUGAAGAUAAAAAAAUGGGGUCGCUCGCGAAUGGAGCUGUUCCAGGGGAACCCGUGAAGACGGAUAAGAACUCCAGGAGAGGGAACUGGGGGAACCAGAUAGAGUUUAUCCUCACCAGCGUGGGCUAUGCUGUGGGCCUGGGAAACGUAUGGAGGUUCCCCUACCUCUGCUACAGAAAUGGAGGAGGAGCCUUCAUGUUCCCCUACUUCAUCAUGCUUGUGUUCUGUGGGAUCCCCCUGUUCUUCCUGGAGCUCUCCUUCGGACAGUUCGCCAGCCAGGGAUGCCUGGGGGUCUGGAGGAUCAGCCCCAUGUUCAAAGGUGUGGGCUACGGGAUGAUGGUGGUGUCCACCUACAUCGGUAUCUACUACAACGUGGUGAUCUGCAUCGCCUUCUACUAUUUCUUCUCCUCCAUGACCAACCUGCUGCCGUGGACCUACUGCAACAACCCCUGGAACACGCCCACCUGCAACGGCGUGGUGACGCCCACGGGCAUCAACAACACCCUGGCCAACGUCACACGCAGCCUGGUCACCGGGGCCGCCGAGGUCGCCGUGGAGGUGGUCAAUAAGACCAAGAGGACCAGCCCCAGCGAAGAGUACUGGAAACACUACGUGCUGAAGAUCUCAGACGACAUCGGGAAUUUCGGGGAAGUCCGUCUCCCUAUUCUGGGAUGUCUGGCCGUGUCCUGGGUGGUGGUCUUCCUAUGUCUCAUCAGAGGAGUCAAGUCUUCAGGAAAGGUGGUGUAUUUCACAGCGACGUUCCCCUAUGUGGUGCUGACCAUCCUAUUCAUCAGAGGCAUCACCCUGGAGGGAGCUGUCACCGGCAUCAAGUACUACCUGACCCCACAGUGGCAUAAGAUCCUUGACGCUAAGGUGUGGGGAGACGCUGCCUCUCAGAUCUUCUACUCUCUGGGAUGUGCAUGGGGAGGGCUCAUCACUAUGGCCUCCUACAACAAGUUCCACAACAACUGCUACAGAGACAGCAUCAUCAUCAGCAUCACCAACUGUGCGACCAGCGUGUAUGCAGGCUUUGUCAUCUUCUCCAUUCUGGGCUUCAUGGCCCACCACCUGAACGUGGAUGUAUCUGAGGUGGCCGACCACGGCCCCGGCCUGGCCUUCGUGGCCUACCCAGAGGCCCUCACUCUGCUGCCCAUCUCCCCCCUCUGGUCCCUGCUCUUCUUCUUCAUGCUCAUCCUGCUGGGCCUGGGGACACAGUUCUGCCUGCUGGAGACCCUGGUGACGGCCAUCGUGGAUGAGAUCGGUACUGACUGGAUCAUUAGGAACAAGACGGUGGUCACAGGAGGAGUGGCUAUAGUGGGCUUCCUGCUGGGGGUGCCGCUCACCACACAGGCUGGGAUCUACUGGCUACUGCUCAUGGAUAACUACGCUGCUAGUUUCUCUCUGGUUAUCAUCUCCUGCAUCAUGUGCAUCUGCAUCAUGUACGUCUAUGGACACAAGAAAUACUUCAAGGAUGUUGAGAUGAUGCUGGGUUUCCCCCCUCCCAUCUUCUUCCGGGUCUGCUGGAGAUUCGUGUCGCCCAUCAUCAUAUCUUUCAUCCUGAUCUUCACAGUGAUCCAGUACAAGCCCAUCACCUACAACGACUACGUGUACCCUGGCUGGUCCUUAGCCAUUGGCUUCCUUAUGGCCAUGUCCUCAGUCACAUGUAUACCCAUCUACGCUCUCUACAAGAUCUCCAAGUCUGAGGGAACCACAUUUUUAGAGCGGUUGAAGAAUUCGUGCAAGGCGGACAUCAAGUGGGGCCCGGCCCUGAGUGAGCACCGGAUAGGCCACUACGCCGCCCCAGUCUCAGAGGGAGAGGUGGAGGUGCGUCCCCUGAAAGAGGAGCUGAAGGAGAAGGAGGAUGAGAAGAGGGAUGAGAUCAGCCUCACCAUCCAGGGCAGCAACGGCUCCACAGCACACAACACUACCCCCAGCGCAUAGAGGCCCCCCCCUGGGCCAGCGCCAGCCCCCACCCAACCACCCCUCACCCUUUCUCACCGCACCGUGGGGGAGAACCCGCUCGCUGGAGACCUUUACAUAUUGUAAGGGCUUAUUAUUUCUAACCUCUAGAGAAAUUGGUCGUCAUCCAAAAGAAUUGUACUUCUUGUUUCAACAUCAUUUCAUAAUGCAGUUUCUUAUAAACAUUUGAUUUGUUCUCUUCUUCAUAUUAUGCAGGAGUUGAAGUAGAAAUACACACUGUGUAGCACAAUAGGGGAGGGACAACAUUUUUCUCCUUCAUCUGUAAAGAAAUCCACUCGGAAUUGGCAACUUUUCUAGCGACAGUGCUGGCGGUUUUAAAGCUGGAGACCAAAUGUUCUUUGGAUCAGUGUAGACACAUGGCACCACUCUAGGGAUUGAUCAUUCCCUUCUGUUGUUGUAUCUACCGUAUAGCUUUUGGCUCUCAGUACCCUCUAAUACACUAUAGUCUCCACUACUCAGACUGUUACGUAUGCUGCUUUAGGGUUACCCAGAACAACUCAUACUGGAGUAAGCCAAUGGCUAUUUAGCUACUCCUAAAUAUUUCAUUUUAACUACACAGUAAAGCCAUUGUACUUACAAUGUUGGCAAACAAUUAACAUACAUUACAGCACCAACUCCCCACACACACAGAGAAUGUUGGUCUCCAGCUUUCUGAACAGCCACCCUGACUGAAGCCCAUGAUUUCCUGAUGCCCAUUCUCAGGGUCCCAAAACGAUUUACUACUUACUGAACACGUUCAAUACCUGAGUACAUUUUCUUUGAUUAUGGUAGGCUUUACAUAAGAGAGGGAGCUAAGAAAAAGACAACCAUAACAUGUUCAUACACAAAAACAAAUGGGUGGAUGGAUGCAACUAAGUACAAUAAAGUGCCAUCUCUCUUUUAGUCUUCCAGGUAUUUCCGUGGGAAAUGCAUCUCACGAUGUGGCAUCUCACUUGUGAAGGGAACGUUUAAUUGACGACAGAAGCAGCUACAGAUGUAGGAUCUUAAUUUGACCAGUUUCUAACAGCAGGAAAAUAAUCAUGCAGCAACAGGGUGAUCAAAUUAAGAUCCUACAUAUGUAGCAUAACGAGGAGGGAGGACACGUGGUGUUGCGUCAUAGCCUCUGUUACUCACAAGUAGGAUUUGCUCCAACAAGGCAUGUUACCAAAAACAUGUUAAACAUGCAUGAACUUUAAUAUCUCAGUGGCAUAGCUGGAGUAUGUGUCUUUGUUAACUUUUUCAAAACUGAGAGACUUGCAUCAGCAGGUGUCUUUGCAGAGGAAAAUAAGUGUAUUUACAGGCGUUUUAAAGCUCUGAGCCAAGUAGUGGUGUGAUUGGAUGUGGAAACAGGAAGGAGAGAGGCCAUUGGUUGGCCUGGAGAUGGAGCUUGUCUCCACAAGAAUUAAAAAAAAAAAACAGUUACUGAAUUAUGUAGUUUAUAUGUAGUUGUAUAGUAUCAUUCUGUCAAUAGAAUUAUCUUAUUUUAUCUUUCAUUAUUGUAAAGUAACAUAGUAAAUAAUUAUAAGGAAAACAUGUUUAUUUUGUAAAGAAGCUACAGUAUCUUAAGAAAUAACAGUAAUGUUUACCAUUCCUUAUCCAUUACUUGAUUUUUAUUGGUAAUUGAUUUAUUUUAGUGGGUUGGAGUGGGAGAGAGAUGUAUUUGUCACUUUGUGACAGGAUGCUGUGGGGUUGGGUUUAGGGUGGGAGUAGUGCUCGCACAGAUUGCUGGAAUUGGCAAUUGUCAAGAAGUCCCAUCUCUCCAACCAAUUCAAUGCAUUCGUCUCCACUCUGUUACAUUGCAUCUGUGUUGCAGUGAGGCAAAGACCUGUCUGUGGUAACAUUGUGAAUCCACUGGGUCCUUGCCUGGCCUGCACUGAUGGAGAGAGGUAGUCUGGCAAUGCAACUGCUAAAGUGCUAGCGCAUCGCAUCUUGGUGAAACUUCAGAUUUGUUAUUUCUUCUUUAACCAGUACGUCACUGUAUAUAAUAUUCAACAUCUUUGUCUGACUGCAUAAAUCCAGUUUCUGCUGUCGUAUAUAUGA
Coregonus clupeaformis (lake whitefish) is the source of this 4523-nucleotide messenger RNA. Its product is annotated as sodium- and chloride-dependent glycine transporter 1-like. Gene Ontology annotation, biological process: glycine import across plasma membrane; synaptic transmission, glycinergic; sodium ion transmembrane transport. Bases 540 to 2465 code for a protein of 641 amino acids. NCBI's taxonomy places the organism in Eukaryota, Metazoa, Chordata, Actinopteri, Salmoniformes, Salmonidae. Gene Ontology annotation, cellular component: membrane. Gene Ontology annotation, molecular function: glycine:sodium symporter activity. The record is from RefSeq and is a predicted model, not a curated record. The transcript has 13 exons.